Molecule: messenger RNA, 929 nt
Organism: Indicator indicator
Lineage: Eukaryota; Metazoa; Chordata; Aves; Piciformes; Indicatoridae
Gene: CCDC127
Product: coiled-coil domain containing 127
Exons: 2
Coding region: 1-795 (264 amino acids)
Source: RefSeq, a predicted model, not a curated record
AUGAAUAAUUUAAAUGACCCUCCCAACUGGAACAUCCUGCCAAACCGACGAGAGCCUGGGGAUGAAGGUAGCAGGUGGAACUACGCCUUGCUGGUCCCUAUGCUGGGCUUGGCCGCCUUCCGUUGGAUCUGGACCAGAGAAUGUCAAAAAGAAAUAGAAAGAGAAAGAAAGGAAUAUUACAAAAAACAUUCAUCUUUACAAAGAGACCUGGAAGCCAAAUACCGGGAUAUAAUCACAGAAAAUCGUCGCACAGUUGCUCACUUGGAGUUGGAGCUUGAAAAGGAACGCAACAGGACCCUUAGUUACCGAGAAGCCCUCGUGUCCCAAAGUCGUAAACUAGUAGAAGAAAGAAGGCUCCUAGAACAGGAGCAGGAGAAGUUAGAUCGAGAAAAACGAGUCCUUCUGCACUCGGGAGCAGCAGGUAACUUGUACCAGAGUUGUUUGGUAAAGGAAGAAGAGUGGCAAAAGAGAGCCAACGUUCUACUAAAAGAAUUUGAAGAUGGGCUUAAAGAAAGACAGGAUAUCUACUGCAGUCUUGUUGUGCCUAGAAGCCAGAGACUAGAAAUAGAGAAAAAUCUGCUAGUUAAAGCAGCAACUGAUCCAGUUGCCGUGGCUCUACAGAUGGAAAGUGGUUUAAAAGAUAUUUUCAAACAUGACAACUACUGUAGCAAUCUGCUGAACAGAAACAAAAGCCAAAAUGGAAAACUCAUGUGGCUGUAUCUGAGAUAUUGGGAACUAGCUAUUGAACUACAAAAGUUCAAGAGGGCGGAAAAGGCCAUUUUAGGAAAACAGUAGGGGAAGUAAUAAGAUUUAAUGUGAUUCACUGCAUAGUAGGAACAAUCACAGUUUAGUCGGAAGCCACUAAAUUCUCCUAUUGUGUUUAUUUCUUCUCCUUGUUGCACUUGUAUUUGCAUGGGACAUGUGCAGUG